This is a messenger RNA of Plasmodium gonderi, 1773 nucleotides long. RefSeq names its product variable surface protein. The record is from RefSeq and is a predicted model, not a curated record. The transcript has 3 exons. Bases 1 to 1773 code for a protein of 590 amino acids. Lineage: Eukaryota; Apicomplexa; Aconoidasida; Haemosporida; Plasmodiidae.
AUGGGAUCUUUGAGUGAAGAAGCAUAUAAAAUAGUUUUAGGAAACACGGAAUCUUAUAACAUAUACAAUGAAUUUGAUGCAGUAGAUAGUUCCACUAAAUACACUAACUACUGUAAUGAUUUUAAAAAAUUAUACAAAUUAAAUGAUGAAAGUAAUGGAAAUUAUUGUGUAAAAAUUGCAAAAAAUUUAGAAAAAUUACAUGAAUCAUCCAAUACAUCAAAUCUCAGAGAUAGCUGUUUACACUACAAACACUGGAUAUACAGUAGAAUAUUGAAUUUAGUGAAUUCAGAAAAUAAUGAAAUUACACAUGUUAUCAAUUAUUUUCUUGAGUUACAAAAAUAUAUUUCUGAAAAACUAAAAAAUUACCGAUGCUUUUAUCAUUUUCAUGGUAACGAUUUAGAAUACUUGAAGCAAUUAAAUGAAGAGAAAUAUUUGUAUGAAUACUUUAAGUAUUACUACAUUAUUUAUAAUAAGAUUACACCUCAUAUUGUUGAAAAAGACAAUUAUAUCAUAUAUCUUUCAUAUAUUGAUCAAAUAUAUAAGAAACAUAAGAAUAGUUAUUGUUGUACUUAUUAUGGUUUGAAUGAUUAUUGUGCUCAUUAUUUUACGUGCGACGAAAGAUACGAUCCUAAUAAUCUUUUAUGUAAAAUAAAUAAUGACAACACUUCAUCCGAUUGUAAACCAAAGGGUCCAGUUUCAUCGGAAAAAGGUUCUAAGGGGGAGAAUUCUGGAAACAUAAAUUUCGAAGAAAUAAAACCAUUUUACUUUAGUUGUAAGGAAAUAAAAAGUGAAAAAGGUGUUCCAUUUUUAUCAUGCUUUGUAUUACGAACUGAUUAUAAGGAUACUAAAAAAGGAAAUCAAGCUAAAAUCAAUCAACCUAUAGAUUUAUCUGUGGGUUAUAUAUCGAAAGCUAUAGAAAAAAUCAAAUAUAGUUCUUGUGUUAAAAAUAAUAAAAAUCCAAAGAAUGAGCAUUCUGCUUAUACAUGUAUUCCUAAAAGUGACAUUCAAAAUCAGGAUAAAAGAGAUCAUAUAUAUACGGGAGAACGAGAUUCAUUUCAACGGGAUGGUGAAUUUGAAGAAUCAACAUCUUCAUCUUCUAAACCUUCAAAUAUAGAUAUAAGAUGGAUGAUAAAUGAAAGUAUCUUGGAAUGCCCGGCUAACUCUUCUGAUAAACUUAGGCAACAGCUUUGUGAAUACAUAUCAGUACUAAAAGAAAAAGGGGAUAUUCAAAAUCACACAAAAACUGAAAAUAAUAAACCUUUUGAUUUGACACAUCAACCAGUGCAUACAUCAAAGGAAAUAAAAGCAACAAUCAAUUUAAAUAAUUUUAAGUGUGAUUCUGUGAAUCAAGAUUUCUGCGAAAAUUUAAAAAAAUCAUUUUUAUCUGAAAUAAAAGAAGAGGUAAAAACAGAGAAUCAUCAUGAUACAAGAAAUAACACGUCAUUUCAGGGAAGUAAUGAAACAGAAGGUAUUUCAGAAAGUACACUUAUAAUAACUCCUAACGUUUUAGAACAAAAUUAUUCUAUAUUUAAAAUUUUCAUUUUCCGUGUAUGUAUUGUUGUUACUAUUGUAAUUGGAACCAUAUUCAUAUUUUUUAUAUAUUAUAAGUUUACUGGCUUUGGAAGAUGGUUUGACAAGAUAGUAUUAAAGAAAAAAAAUUCUAAGGCUAAUUUUUAUUAUAAUGAAAAUAAGAGAAUGCCAGAGUAUACACCUGAAUAUAUGUAUUAUAGCUCUAAAAACAAAAGGACACGUAUAUCAUAUACUCCUGCAUAA